Mycena indigotica is the source of this 2355-nucleotide messenger RNA. RefSeq names its product Bms1-type G domain-containing protein. Lineage: Eukaryota; Fungi; Basidiomycota; Agaricomycetes; Agaricales; Mycenaceae. Bases 16 to 2355 code for a protein of 779 amino acids. Gene Ontology annotation, molecular function: U3 snoRNA binding; GTP binding; GTPase activity. The record is from RefSeq and is a predicted model, not a curated record. Gene Ontology annotation, biological process: ribosome biogenesis; endonucleolytic cleavage of tricistronic rRNA transcript (SSU-rRNA, 5.8S rRNA, LSU-rRNA); maturation of SSU-rRNA from tricistronic rRNA transcript (SSU-rRNA, 5.8S rRNA, LSU-rRNA). The transcript has 10 exons. Gene Ontology annotation, cellular component: nucleus; preribosome, small subunit precursor.
UUUUUUACAGGCACGAUGCCCUCAACGCAGCAUCACCAUCGGGCGACUCUCAAGCAACAAAACAAGUCGUUCAAAUCGCGCCACUCCACAAAAGGCGCCUUGAAGGAGGCCGCAAAAGGGAAAGUCCCCCGCAAAUCGCCAAAAGCCAGCAAUCCGAGCGCGAGUACUGCGCAGACACGGCUCAACCGACGAAACAACGCUAAACAAGCCCAAGCGAUCAAACGACAGUCUUUAGUUUCCUCCACGCGUCUUUUCAAUGGCGUCGAUGGCGCCCCCAGGAUAGUAGCCGUUAUCCCCUUGACAGAAGACGUCGAUGCCCGCGUGGCCGUGGCCGCGCUGGCUGAAUCGGUGGAUGCCUCGAUGGAGGGGUAUGAUGGGAGAUUGUGGAGGUUGAAGGCGGAGCGCUUCAAAACUUCCCUCCAGCUGAUUAGUGUCCCAUACAGACAAAUCUACGCUGCCCUCGAUGCCUGCAAAGUAGCAGACUACGUCGUUUUCGUCCUCUCCUCUUCUGUGGAGGUCGAUCCGUGGGGGGACACACUACUGCGAACUCUCCAAGCCCAAGGCUUGCCCUCUGUCGUCACAGUUCUUGCCCCAACAGACUCCCUCGACACAAAAUCACGCCCUCCCGUACUUAAAUCCUUACUUUCCUUCAUCCAAUACUUCGUGCCGACUCAAACACGGGUAUUCGACCUCCAUGUGCCUGCAGACCGACUAAACGCCCUUCGCGCGGUCGCAGAAGGCAAACCGGGUGACGUCCGAUGGCGCGAAGGACGAGCGUGGUUAGUCGGCGAGGAGGUCGAAUGGGAAGACGGAGUUUUGAAGGUCACCGGUGUUUCGCGCGGCGCUGCCUUGUCUUCAAAACGACUGAUUCAUAUACCGAACUACGGAGACUUCCAGAUCGCGAAGAUACUGAGUGCCCCGAUAAAUAGACCAGGCAAGAUGGAGGUUGAGCCAGCAUUUUUGACGGAGGCUGGUGACGACGGGGACUCGUUGGUGUCUACAAACGAUCCAGACGACAUGGCCAACGAGCAAACGUGGCCAACAGAAGAAGAAAUGCAAGGCACACUUGCCACGAACGAACCGGCUAUUCCGGACGCCAAGCAGGGAACUACUCCAAAAGCUGUUCGGCGGGUACCGAAAGGCAUGAGCGAAUACCAAGCGGCAUGGAUUGUGGAUGAAAGUGAUGAUGAAGAAGGCGGUUCUGGGAGCGAAGCCGACGACCAGGAUAUGGGUGAUGACGUAGUGGAAGAGGAGGAGGAGAUGGAGGAGCUGCCUGUGGAUGAAGAUCACGAGAUGGAGACUGACAGCCGCCGAAGUGUGGCUUUUCAAGAUCUUGACAAUGAAGAAGAAGCCAAGCAACUCCAGUCAUGGCGCAACCGCAAACGCGAAGAAGAGGACGAUCUUAUGUUCCCUGAUGAACUGGACACGCCAGACGAUGUGCCUGCGAGAACGCGCUUUCAACGGUAUCGUGGCCUACGUUCUUUUCGAACAAGUCCAUGGGACCCUUUUGAAAAUCUCCCGCGCGACUAUGCACGCAUAUUCCAAUUUGAGGAUUAUAAACGUACCGAGCGUAACGUGCGUCGACGAGCAGAAGAGGAAGCUAGUGUUGUGGAGCCCGGGACCAGAGUCACAGUCUAUCUACGGGGAGUGCCACAGGCCGCGGCAAACACGACAGCGAAAUCCCCAUUACUGCUGUUUGCGCUCCUACAACACGAGCACAAGGUCUCUGUUCUCAACUUCACGCUCCAGCGAAAUACGGAAUAUGACGGGUCGGUUAGAUCCAAGGAUCCCCUCGUUUUAUGUAUUGGCCCGAGGCGCUUGCGUGUCAAUCCAAUAUACAGCCAACACACUCGAGGCGGCGGCAAAGGUGCCAACAACGUCCACAAGUUCGAGCGCUACUUGCGCCAUGGCCAAACGAGCGUUGCGACCAUUUAUGGGCCUGUCGUGUUUGGCAAGCAGCCCAGUGUGUGGCUCAGGGAGACCGAGGAUCCACAAGCCCCACAUCUCGUGGCGAUGGGGACAUUCUUGAACCCAGACACGACGCGGGUGAUUGCGAAGCGCAUCAUCUUAACGGGCCAUCCAUUCAAGGUUCACAAAAAAACUGCGACAGUGCGUUACAUGUUCUUCAACGCCGACGACAUCGCAUACUUCAAGCCAAUCCAGCUACACACCAAGCACGGGCGAACAGGACACAUUCGCGAAUCCCUUGGGACCCAUGGCUAUCUCAAGGCGCAUUUCGACGGGCCCAUCAACCAAAUGGACACCGUUUGCAUGUCGCUCUACAAACGUGUUUUCCCAAAAUGGCCCCAGCUGUACAAGCCCGCAAGUCAGAAUGCCGACGCUAUGGAGGAGUAG